Molecule: messenger RNA, 880 nt
Organism: Phacochoerus africanus (Common warthog)
Lineage: Eukaryota; Metazoa; Chordata; Mammalia; Artiodactyla; Suidae
Gene: SPMIP5
Product: chromosome 15 C10orf82 homolog
Exons: 5
Coding region: 6-716 (236 amino acids)
Source: RefSeq, a predicted model, not a curated record
AAAUCAUGGAGUCUUCCAAGACCUUCAUGAGACACCUGCCGAUCACACCAGGCUACAGUGGCUUCGUGCCCUACCUUAGCUGCCAGGGAACCUCCAGCGAGGACGACAUGUCCCACUGUCUGAGAAUCUUCCAGGAGAACACACAGCGGUAUAAAGACCAGCUGGAGGAAUUCCGCUGCUCGGUGGCCACUGCCCCGAAAUUGAAGCCCAUCUGCUCCGAGGAGACAGUCCUGCGGACGCUGCACCAGUACUACCGACAGUACCACCCUCUUAGUCUGGAAUGCAAAGACUUGAAGAAACCUCUCCAGGAGCCCCCGAUCCCUGGCUGGGCAGGCUACCUGCCAAGAGCCAGGGUCACUGAAUUAGGCUGUGCCACACGGUACACCGUCAUGGCCAGAAACUGCUACAGGGACUUCCUGAACAUCACGGAGCAGGCCAGGAGGGCACACCUGAAACCAUAUGAGGAAAUAUACGGAGUUAGGGCCACACCCCCACCUCCUGUUCCUUCUCCAAAAAUUUUGCUGCAUGAAGGGUUGCUGCCGAAAUACCCGGAUUUCUCUAUUCCAGAAGCCACGUGUCCUACCCUGGGAAGAGCCCUGAUGGAGGACCCCAGACUUCCGGUGACGUGUGGCUGCACUCAGAGGCCAAACAUUUCCUGCAACGGGAAGAUUUAUCUAGAACCACUGUCCUCAGCAAAGUAUACUACUGAUGGGUAGACGUGGAGUGCCUCCCAAGGAGAGGUGAAUAUUAAGGGGGCCUUGAAAUUGUGCCCCUCAUGUACCCCUCAUGCACCCCCCAAGGGCACUGGGGAAAUUUCAUAAGAAUCCGUUUUACUGUCGCCUACACCUGGACUGGUUGGCGAUUACAUAUCACAUUCGCA